AUUUAUUGUUUUGGUGGAAGUACUGGGGAUUGAACCCAGGACCUCGUGCAUGCUAAGCGUGUGUUCUACCACCAAGCUAUACCGACCGCCUCACCCCCCUUACCCCUUAUCAUUUCUUGAACAUUUAGUGGCCGUGUUAGUUGAGGAAACCAGCAGCUGGAAGAGUUACUUGAAGCCUCUCGAAAAAAUUGGGCUGCAUCAAUUCUCUUCUCUCUGUUCUCUCAGUGCAAACUUCAAUUAGAGCACUUAACACAUUUUAUUAUGCUUUUAUCUCUUCGCAUCUCUCCCUUCCACUGGACUGAGCUCCUGGGAGGCGGGAAGAUGCCUCUGGCAGAGCUUGGCACACAGGGUGUUCACAGGCACUUGACCUCAUGCCCUGUGUUUCGCUCUACUGUUUUCGAGAAGCAACCUCCUCUUUCUCCAGUACAGUGGUUCUCACGCUGAAGGCCAGGGUGUGUGCGGGGGAGGGGUUUCCAGGGGCUAAUUCUCAGGGUUCGGUCACAACUUUUCAGAUGCCCUUUUUAUUUUACUAAAUGAAGAGACGUUGUGAAUCAUCAGUUUGGACACAUUAGCAGCACUGAUCCACUGAAGUGCUGGUGGUUAACGCUGAGUUUGGUUUUGCUCAAACAUGCCCACAGAGGCUUCCAUAGGCGUGUUUUCAGGGGUCUGAAGGUUCAUGUGGGAGGAUGUAGCUCUCAGGCACAGUUAAGAUGCCACCUUCUUGGAAAUGCCUCCCACAACGUUCCUCGUCCAGUGCGCCACAGCACUCACCACUCCACGUGAUAUGACCUGUUAGAGGAUCUCCCCUUGGGCUCUCAGAACCCGGCUCGCCCAAGGUAGACUCCUGCUUCUGUAGUAUUUUUUGCAUUUAUGGUACAGCAUCCACUGAGCUAUUUGAUAACUUGUGAAUCUGCACUCACAGUUCUGUUUCUCCUACUGGAUGCUGAGCAUCUGAAAGUCAGGGAACCUGUUCAGCUUUGUGUCCCAAGCACCCAGCACAAUCGCUCAGCACAGGAAGUGUUAACCUUAACCCUAACCCUAACAAAAAUAUAUUCUCUUUGUGCUUUAGGUUAGUUAGAUUGAAGGCUUCAGGCACAGCUGGAUCCAGGAACUAAAACAUUGUCAUUAGGCAGUCUUGUCUGUUCUUCUGUGUUAGCUCCACCCUUUGGCAAGUUCUAUGAUGGCUUCCAGAGAUUCAAUGGCUCAUCUCGAUUCUGAGGUGAAAGAAGAAUGUCUGAGGGAAGACCUGAAGUUUUACUUCAUGAACCCUUGUGAAAAAUUCCGAGCCAGACAACAGAUUCCAUGGAAACUGUGUUUGCAGAUUUUGAAGAUAGUCAUGGUCACCACACAGCUUGUUCGUUUUGGUUUAAGUAACCAGCUGGUGGUUGCUUUCAAAGAAGAAAAUGCUGCUGCUUUUAAGCACUUGUUUUUGAAAGGAUAUUCUGGCACAGAUGAAGAUGACUACAGUUGCAGUGUUUAUACUCAAGAGGACGCCUAUGAGAGCAUCUUUUUUGCUAUUAAUCAGUAUCAUCGCCUGAGGAACAUAUCCCUGGGGACCCUUGGUUAUGGAGAAAGUGAAGGCAACAGAAUUGGCUUAAAAGUCUGUAAGCAGCAUUACAAGAAAGGGACCAUGUUUCCUUCCAACGAGACACUGAAUAUUGACAGCGACAUUAAAAUAGACUGCAUUCACCUGGACCUCCAGGCCCUCUCCCAGAGCUCUCAGGACUGGAAGAACUCAUCCUUCUUCAGCCUGGAAUUUUAUCGGCUCUUACAAGUUGAAAUCUCCUUUCAACUCAAAGGCAUCGAUCUACAGACCAUUCACUCCCGAGAGUUACCAGACUGUUACGUCUUUCAGAACACGAUUACCUUUGACAACAAUGCUCACAGUGGCAAAAUCAAAAUCUAUUUUGACAGUGAUGCUAACAUCGAAGAGUGUAAAGACUUGACCAUAUCCGGAUCCAGUAACGGUUCUUCUUCCCACACGCGGAACAAGCUUGUUGAACUGGCACUCUUCGCCGAGAAAGCACAGAUUCAGAAAAAUACUCAGUAUGUCCUGGUGUUUGAUGCAUUCGUCAUUGUGAUUUGCUUGGCGUCUCUCAUUCUGUGCACAAGAUCCAUUGUUCUUGCUCUCAGGUUACGAAAGAGAUUCCUGAACUUCUUCCUGGAGAAGUACAAGCGGCAGGUGUGCGACGCCGACCAGUGGGAGUUCGUCAACGGGUGGUACGUCCUGGUGAUCACCAGCGACCUCAUGACAGUCAUUGGCUCGGUGUUGAAGAUGGAGAUCAAAGCCAAGAAUCUCACAAAUUACAACCUAUGCAGCAUUUUGCUUGGGACGUCCACGCUCUUUGUCUGGGUUGGCGUCAUCAGAUACUUGGGUUAUUUCCAAGCCUACAACGUGCUCAUUUUAACGAUGCAAGCCUCACUGCCAAAGGUUCUUCGCUUCUGCGCGUGCGCUGGAAUGAUCUAUCUGGGGUACACCUUCUGCGGCUGGAUUGUCCUCGGACCCUAUCACAACAAGUUUCAAAACCUGAACACAGUUGCUGAGUGUCUGUUCUCGCUGGUCAACGGUGAUGACAUGUACGCAACCUUUGCCCACAUCCAGCAGAAGAGCCUCUUGGUGUGGCUGUUCAGUCGCCUGUAUUUAUAUUCCUUCAUCAGCCUUUUUAUAUACAUGAUUCUCAGCCUUUUCAUUGCACUUAUUACAGAUUCUUACGACACCAUUAAGAAAUACCAACAGAAUGGGUUUCCUGUAACGGAUCUUCAGGAAUUCCUGAAGGAGAGCAGCAGCAAAGAGAAGUGUCAGAAGGAGUCCUCAGCCUUCCUGUCCCGCGUCUGCUGCCUGAGGAGCGCAGGAGGAAAAUCUGCUGUUCUCACCGCCACUGAGACGGCUUUGUCGAAGGGAGACCGAGGGUGGACAGCUCCUCAAAAUUGCCAAAAGCAUGCAGUCAAACUACAAAUAAUAAGUAGAAGUGAUGACCACUUGAUCCUUGUUAACUGAAGUUCUUCUGCUGAAGAUAAUCAAGUUUCAGGUCUCUGUGUCCAGUGAAAUGCAGAGGGACUCCAAAUGGCUUGGACCAGCACUUCUAAAAAUACUGAUUGCAGAGUGGGAUAGAGGACUGACUGUCAGCUGCCUGAAUAGAACUGAAGUCCCAAAGUUCCUUUUUAUAAACGUGGAUGAUGAAGAAUAGACCACGAUCAAAUACUGGGCCUUAGUGUGAUGGAGCAGUGACACUGAAGUUCUGUAUCAGUCUUCUCAUUUACGACAUCACGGUGUUGGGAUGGGGAAAAAAACACAUUUCAGAGUGUGUAAAACAGUGACAUUUAAAGAUCUGAGUUUAUCAUCAAGUAAGGGCUUGUUUUAAAAGUGAUUCUUGGGUUAGAAGACAUUUGUUAAUUUGUGGUCUGCACAAAAGUAAAAUUGGUUUCAAUGCCAAUUUAGAAACUUGAAGCUUGGAGAACUAUUAAGCCAUUUAAAGAUUACACUUAAGUCAACAAAAAGACCUCUUGCAGUGGACAUUUCUUGGUCUGUUUUCCUGUGGCCUUCUUCUUCAGCGUGACAUGAAGAAAAUGUCGGCAACAGUGGGCUGAAUUGGAAACAGGGUCAUUUGGACACCUCGUCCCUUGUGCUAAGUGUUGACUGUACACACAUGACAUGUGGACGUUAGAGUUUAGCGGUCGUCUCUCGUUUUAACAACUGAACGCCACUGGGGUGGGGGUUUACCCUUGUCAAGCAAGAAGAGAUGGUAUUUUUCUCCUAAAUAAAUUAAAUUUAUUUUUAUCAUAACACAUGGAGCUACUACUA
Molecule: messenger RNA, 3802 nt
Organism: Camelus dromedarius (Arabian camel)
Lineage: Eukaryota; Metazoa; Chordata; Mammalia; Artiodactyla; Camelidae
Gene: MCOLN2
Product: mucolipin TRP cation channel 2
Exons: 16
Coding region: 1178-2998 (606 amino acids)
Cellular component (GO): membrane
Molecular function (GO): NAADP-sensitive calcium-release channel activity
Source: RefSeq, a predicted model, not a curated record